AUGAAACCCUGCGAGCUCCCGGGCCUGGCCCUCGUCGGCCUGGCCCUCGUCGACCUGGCGGCCCCGGGACCGCUCCCCGCCGCGCCGCCGCGCCACGGCCUGCCCAUCGUCAAGAGCACAACCACGCCCGACGGCCAGACCCUCGACUGGGUGCCCGUCUCGUCGCAGGGCACCGCCAUCAGCAGCCCGCCGCCGCGGCCCCUCCUCAGGCGCGCCCCCAGCCGGCGGGACGCGGCCAUGGUGGAAGCCAUCAGGCCCUCGGACCCGGGGCCGGCAGGAACGGUGCCGAUCCUCCGCGCCCGCGGCCCCACCAAGCCGAUGAAACAGCCCCCCCGGCCGGACGACCACAACGCCACGACGGCAGCGGCAGCGGCGGCGGCGGCUCUGUCCGGCGGCCCCCCCUCGUACCAAGGCAGGCACUGGUACGCCAGCACGGCGCAGACGGUCGACAACCACGGCGGCACAGCGACGUACAGCCUCUUCGAGGCGUUCGUCCAGCACGCCUCCGACUUCUCCCUCCUCCAGGCGGCCGUGGUCCGCAACGACGCCGCGCACGCCGGCACGCCGCCCAAGAGCCAGACCGUCGAGGCCGGGUGGAUCAACUACCCCGACCAGGGCGCGGCGCCGCACCUCUUCUCCUUCUACACGACCAACAACUACGAGUCGUACGGGGACUACGUGUGCGGCUGGAACCGCGACGUCGCCGGCUGGGUGCAGUACGACCCCGUCGUGUACCCGGGCGUCGCGUUGGCGCCGCUCGCCGCCGUCCGCGGCGCCCGCUACGAGGCCGACAUCGGCUUCUACUACUACCAGGGGAACUGGUGGCUGCACACGCUCGGCCGCUUCGUCGGCUACUACCCCGGCGGCCUGUUCUCGCGGGGCGUCAGCCCGACCGACACGCUCGACCACCACGCCGACCAGAUCAGCUUCUACGGCGAGGUCUACAACGGCGAGGACGGCCUGACCACCUCGGACAUGGGCAGCGGCGAGUUCCCCGACGCGGGGCUCGGCUCGGCCGCCUACCUGAGGAGCAUUGCCUACUACGACACGGCGGACAGCGCGCGCGACUACGACGGCAGCGGCCACCUCAUCGUCAGCGACGAGACCAGGUACGCCCUGUUGCCGGCGUGUAACUCGUCUUCCGACUGGGGCACGUACUUUUACAUUGGGGGCCCGGGGGCCGGCGGCGUCGUCGGCGCCUAG
Molecule: messenger RNA, 1203 nt
Organism: Metarhizium album ARSEF 1941
Lineage: Eukaryota; Fungi; Ascomycota; Sordariomycetes; Hypocreales; Clavicipitaceae
Product: carboxyl-terminal proteinase
Exons: 1
Coding region: 1-1203 (400 amino acids)
Source: RefSeq, a predicted model, not a curated record